Molecule: messenger RNA, 1873 nt
Organism: Colletotrichum navitas
Lineage: Eukaryota; Fungi; Ascomycota; Sordariomycetes; Glomerellales; Glomerellaceae
Product: WD domain-containing protein
Exons: 1
Coding region: 244-1632 (462 amino acids)
Biological process (GO): iron-sulfur cluster assembly
Cellular component (GO): cytosolic [4Fe-4S] assembly targeting complex
Molecular function (GO): protein binding
Source: RefSeq, a predicted model, not a curated record
CGCCGUACAUAGCCCAGAGAAAAAGGAUUGCAGGCCAGCGGGUGUAGUGGGGGUAUGUGCGGCGUUGCAUCACCAACAAUCUGGUACGAGCAACAGAUCACGCCCGACUCGUCAAAGGAAUCGCAAGUCGAGUUCGACGGUCCCACCCCAGUCGACUGACCAUUGUUGCUGUCUUUUUCCCGGCUCCGACCCGUCCCUCCCCGACCAAACUCGCCUGGGUGAAUCCAACAUCCCGCCGUGAACAUGCCUUCAUCCACAGAGACGCCGGCUUCGGCUGUCCGAGUGCUCCCUCUCACGCCCUUCACACCCGACCUCUACGAGCGCGCGUGGUGCUCCGUACCUCAUCCGACCCUCCCGCUCAUCGCGACCGCCUACGUCAAAUCGGUCAGGAUCUUUUCCCUGUCCUCCCUCUCCUCCCACAGCACUCUGACCGGCGGCCACACGCGGUCCAUCCGCUCUGUGGCCUGGAAGCCCAACCUCCCUCCCCACCAGCUGUGCCUCGUCACCGGAAGCUUCGAUUCCACCGCCGGCCUCUGGCGCUGGGACGGCGAGCUCCCCUUCGCGGGCGGCGACGCACCCUCCUCGACCGCGGAGCCCCUCGAGAUCGACCUCAGCGGCGCGGCGAAACAGCGCCCCCGCGGCGACGCGGACAGCGACGGCGACAAGGAUUGGGAGUUCACGCUCGUCCUCGAGGGCCACGACUCGGAGAUUAAGGGCGUCUCCUUCGCCCCCUCGGGCGCCUACCUCGCCACUUGCAGCAGAGACCAGACCGUUUGGGUCUGGGAGGACGUGGGCGCCACCGAGGGUGAUGACGAGUGGGAGACGGUCGCCGUCCUGAACGAGCACAACGGCGACAUGAAGGGCAUUGCGUGGUGCCCCGACGUGCCCGGCCGCAACUCACGGAGGCGCUACAGCGCCGACGUCCUCGCGAGCGCGAGCUACGACAACACGAUCCGCAUAUGGCGCGAGGACGGCGACGGCGAAUGGGUGUGCGUCGCGGUGCUCGAGGGCCACGAAGCCACCGUCUGGGGCGUGCAGUGGGAGCAGAAGCCGAGGGAUGACGGCGGCUUCCCGCGGCUGCUCAGUUAUUCGGCUGACCAGACGAUACGGAUAUGGAGCCUGCAGGCCGAGGACGAGGACGAGGACGCCGGGCCCGGCGCCGCCUUCCACGGCGGGCUGGGCGGCAUCCCCAACACGAUGCGGAGGUCGCUGCGCGAGGACUGGGUUUGCACCGCCGUCCUGCCCAAGGUCCACACCCGUGACAUCUACUCGGCCACCUGGAGCGCCACCUCGGGUAUGGUGGCCAGCACCGGGAGCGACAGCGUCAUCGCGGUCUACCGGGAGGACGACGCGCACGGCACGGGGUCCGAGGCAUCGGCGGAGACGGGGGCGACUGCUACCAACGGGGACGGUGCGGUGGCCACCCAAGGGAAGCCCAGCGAACUGCCGGCGGGGUCGGGCCGGUGGCACGUCGUCGCCGAGGUGCCCAACGCCCACGGCCCAUACGAGAUCAACCACAUCACCUGGUGCAAGCGGUACGACGCGGGGUCGGAGAAGAAGGGUGUUGAGGAGAUGCUCGUCACCACGGGGGACGAGGGGCUCGUCAAGCCUUGGCAGGUGGUGGUGUCAUGAGGAGACCGCGACGGUGUCGAGAGCACGAGGACGACCUGCAUCUAGAGGGUGACCCAAAUCAGCACCAGCAACGGAUUGCAUGCUGUCGCUCAAGGCGUCGCCGCCUAGGCCAUGGCUCCGGGCUACGACGUCUGCCAUCUGCACAACCGACUUGGCGAGCGGGAUCUGCCCAAGAUGGCCCUUGUUGACGAGCGGAGCGAGGCUGGAGUUGGCGGGAAACGGGGAGAGCCGCGCGGGCCUU